Sphaeramia orbicularis (orbiculate cardinalfish) is the source of this 3850-nucleotide messenger RNA. RefSeq names its product chloride channel, voltage-sensitive 5b (gene clcn5b). Gene Ontology annotation, molecular function: voltage-gated chloride channel activity. The record is from RefSeq and is a predicted model, not a curated record. The transcript has 17 exons. Gene Ontology annotation, biological process: transmembrane transport; chloride transport. Gene Ontology annotation, cellular component: synaptic vesicle; early endosome; plasma membrane. Lineage: Eukaryota; Metazoa; Chordata; Actinopteri; Kurtiformes; Apogonidae. The coding region runs from base 343 to 2808 and encodes 821 amino acids.
UUAACCGUUAUCUCCACUCUACCUUCACGUUUGUAUUUUAACCGUACAAAACAACACAGACUGCGGCAAUUCCCAACAAAUUCACAACCUGUGGCGUCUGAGUGGGAACGUUACCUCCAGUUGCCUCGUUCAGUACACGUACAGCGUCAUAAAAAAAGGUAGUUUUGACGGACCUAGCAUGACGCAGACGGAUUUUCACGGGAGCCGCUGUCAAGUUUACGUUGGCUGCUGUUGACAUAAGCAGCCUACGGUAGGAGACGGUUACGGAGGGGCAAAUCCGAGUCACAAGACUUCUUCACUGAGCUGGACGGAUAACUUGUCUUCCUUACAGGAUUUGGAGGGAUGGAAAACCCCGAGUACCGUACCGGGAGCUUUGAGGCCCUUCAUCACCCCAGUGACGAUGAUGAUGACGAGAUGGUGGACAUUGCAGGGGCCACGCUGGACUUCUCCUCCACGGAUGAUGUCCCUCCUCUGAGCUCAGGAGCUUACGAUGAGUACAGCAGCUGCAGCGGCAGCAGCAGAGCAGCCGGUAUGAACGGUAACGGCCCCGGCAAUCUCGUGGACCCACUGGAGGACCCCGUGCCUGGACUGGGCACCUACGAAGACUUUAACACCAUCGACUGGGUCCGAGAGAAGAGCAAGGACCGAGACAGACACAGAGAGAUCACCAAUAAGAGCAGACAGUCGACUGUGGCUCUACUGCACAGCGUUAGUGAUGCCUUCUCUGGUUGGCUACUCAUGCUGCUGGUGGGACUCAUGUCAGGUGCUCUGGCAGGUGGCAUCGACAUCGCAGCCCAUUGGCUCACAGACAUGAAGGACGGAGUGUGUCUUAUCGGCUUCUGGUUUAAUCAUGAGCACUGCUGUUGGACGUCCAAUGAGACAACGUUUCAGGAGAGGGAUCGGUGUCCACAGUGGCAGAGUUGGGCUGAGCUCAUUACAGGGACUUCAGAGGGUGCGUUCGCCUACAUAGUGAACUAUGUGAUGUACAUAUUCUGGGCCUUACUCUUCUCUUUCCUGGCCGUUAUUCUAGUUCGGGCUUUCGCUCCGUAUGCCUGUGGCUCAGGAAUACCAGAGAUCAAAACCAUCCUCAGCGGCUUCAUCAUCCGUGGCUACCUGGGGAAGUGGACUCUGAUCAUCAAGACCAUCACCCUGGUGUUAGCUGUAUCCUCAGGGCUCAGUCUAGGGAAGGAAGGCCCUCUGGUCCAUGUGGCCUGCUGCUGCGCUAAUAUACUGUGUCAUCUCUUCACCAAGUACCGAAAGAAUGAGGCCAAACGGCGAGAGGUUUUAUCAGCAGCUGCAGCGGUUGGGGUGUCCGUAGCUUUCGGUGCUCCCAUAGGAGGAGUUCUUUUCAGCCUGGAGGAGGUGAGUUAUUAUUUCCCCCUAAAAACCCUAUGGCGCUCCUUCUUCGCCGCUCUGGUCGCAGCCUUCACCCUGCGCUCCAUCAACCCGUUCGGAAACAGCCGUCUGGUGCUGUUCUACGUCGAAUUUCACGCCCCGUGGCACCUGGUGGAGCUGGGUCCCUUCAUCCUGCUGGGAAUAUUUGGAGGCCUCUGGGGGGCGCUGUUCAUCAGGGCCAAUAUUGCCUGGUGUAGGAGACGUAAGUCCACACGUCUGGGUCACUACCCUGUCAUCGAAGUGUUGGUCGUUGCUGCGCUGACCGCUGUGAUUGCGUACCCAAACAGCUACACCCGGAUGAGCGGAGCUGAGCUGAUCUCGGAGCUGUUCAAUGACUGUUCUCUGCUCGACUCCUCUCAGCUCUGUGGCUACAAACAGCCACCCAACAUAUCAGAAACGGGUGUUGGCAACAGUCUAGCAGACCGGCCUGCCGGACCGGGCCUCUACACCGCCCUGUGGCAGCUGGCACUGGCUUUAAUUUUCAAGAUGAUGAUCACCGUCAUUACUUUUGGCAUGAAGGUUCCCUCGGGGCUCUUCAUCCCCAGCAUGGCAGUGGGAGCGAUUGCUGGCAGACUGCUGGGUGUGGGCAUGGAGCAGCUGGCCUACUACAACCACGACUGGUUCAUCUUCAAAGGCUGGUGCUCGCCAGGAGCAGACUGCAUCACCCCCGGACUUUAUGCCAUGGUCGGAGCUGCUGCCUGUUUAGGUGGAGUGACUCGUAUGACGGUGUCACUGGUAGUUCAUCAUGUUCGAGCUGACUGGCGUCUGGAGUACAUCGUUCCCCUCAUGGCUGCAACCAUGACCAGCAAAUGGGUGGCCGACGCAUUUGGAAGGGAAGGAAUCUAUGAGGCUCAUAUCAGGCUUAAUGGAUACCCGUUCCUGGAGCCCAAGGAGGAGUUUGAGCACAGCAGCCUGGCUGUGGACGUGAUGAGGCCCAGGAGGUCGGACCCUGCGCUAGCGGUACUCACACAGGAGGGAAUGACUGUCGGGGAGGUGGAGGCUUUGGUGGAAAGCACCCACUACAGCGGCUUCCCUGUGGUUGUUUCCCAGGAGUCCCAGAGGCUUGUGGGAUUCGUACUCAGAAGAGACCUGCUCAUAUCAAUAGACAACGCCCGAAAACGCCAGGAGGGCGUCGUCAGUGCCUCUCAGGUGGUCUUUACUGAGCACGCCCCCGCCCAAGCCGCAGAAGCCCCGCCUCCCCUUCGCCUCCGAGGCAUCAUGGACCUCAGUCCCUUCACCGUCACCGACCACACGCCCAUGGACAUCACUGUGGACAUUUUCAGAAAGCUGGGGCUGCGCCAGUGUCUGGUUACACAUAACGGGAGGCUGCUGGGAAUCAUCACUAAAAAGGAUAUACUGAAACACAUGGCACAGAUCGCCAACAGAGACCCCGACUCCAUCCUUUUCAACUGAUCCUUCCCUUCAGCGUCCUUCACUUGUCCUCUGUAGACCAGGGGACAAGACAAUUAGGACGACGACGACGAUGAUGAUGCAGCGGACGCCUUCGCCUCUGCGACGUAAGACAAGUUAGUAGAGCUGCGUUUGCACAUGCGACUAGAGAACAGUGGAUAUUUUUUCAUAGGAUGGAGGUGGUUUUUUUUUUUGUUUUUUUUUGGCUUGUGCGCUGUUGAGGAAAAAAAAACACUCACAGAAACAAUGAGUCAUCCUAAAGACACUGCUGGCCCCAAUUUGGUGUUCGACCCUGAAGGAUCUAGGACAGAUACACAUGAGAAAUAAGUGGAAUAGUUCACAUCUGCUGCUUUUUGGCAUCCAAUCCUUCCGCUUUUUUUUUUUUUCAAAGAAGAAAAGAAAAUCGUGUCUAGUCAGUUCGACGACUUGUUUAUCAGAAAAACACGUGAAAGGAGGUUAUAGAUACUGACAUGAGGAGAAUAAAGACACAACGGGGGACAUAAAGACAGGUUUGGGGAGCUCCAUGCCUGCCCCUCCGGCUGUCCCGACGAGGACAAGCCCAGACAGAGACCUCUGAUCCGGGGCUGAUGGAUGCUUCAACCCCCUCCCCCCUCUAUGAGGUUUCCUAUAACCCCAGGGCGAAGGAUACAGGAGUGUGAGAAAAGAAUCUCACACAUACACUCCAUUGAGACAUCAUGACAGCCUGGGAACUCUCCAGAAAAUGUCUUAUUGUCAUUUAUACUCUCGAGGUUUGUCAUACGACGACGUUUACCCUCCUGGAUCCAUCCUGGGAACUCUGCAGUGGUGUCCCGCCGUGAAGACUCUCAGAUUAUAUGGGUUAUAGCAAUACGGCGAUGAUACUCUCAUAUGAAAUUCACACAUACACUCAGAGACGAUGCUGCAAAAACCAGGUCAUGCCUUAUGGAAGGGUGGUCAGGCUGCUGUGGAAGGGCUAAAAAAGUACAAACAGCGAGAAUCAUGACAUAUGAAUUAAUUUAUGUAUAUGUAAAAUUGUUUGUUCCACUAAAUUAUUUCACUAACUGAA